UUGUGUUAUUUAAUUCAUUCUUUUAUUCAACUACACAUAUGAUUAAUCCGGUAAUUUAUUUCUCUCUAAAUAAAGAUAUGAGGGCACAAUUAAUUCGGACAAUUUCUGAUUUUUUACAUUGGCUUUGUUGUGUGGCAGGAGAUGCAAGAUUACACGCAGCUGGGGCUUCUUCCUUUUAUGGCAGGGUUAAAAGAGGAGAGGGAGAGUCUUCUUCUGGUGGAAGUCCUCUCAGAAAAUCAUCAGUUAACGAAUUGAAUAGUUCUGCACAACCCGGAGACGGUUGGACACUCAGAUAUUUGGUGGCCAGUUAUUGUUCACGUCGUCGUACGUCAAUAGUCCCCCGUGAUUGUUGGAAUCGUUUAAGUGCUUUUAUUUAUCGACAACGACAACCUUUACAAGAACAACAACAAGAAAAAACAAAAAAUAAUAAUUCUAAUAAUACAAUUACUACUGCUACUACAGUUAUUUUAAAUAAAGAUGGAAAUUUAAAAACAUCUGUUGUUGCAUUGACACCAAAAAUGGCAGAAGAAAUUGGUUUGAAAAAUACAAAACAGAAUAAUUUUGAGGAGAAUAGUGAUACAAUAAUUAGUAGUAGUGGAGGUGGAGGAGAUAAUUUAAAUAAUAAUCGUUUAACACCUUUUAAAGUACAUUUUGUGCCAAAUUAUUUUUAUUGA
This is a messenger RNA of Meloidogyne enterolobii, 674 nucleotides long. Lineage: Eukaryota; Metazoa; Nematoda; Chromadorea; Rhabditida; Meloidogynidae. The record is from the annotation of a GenBank genome assembly.